Messenger RNA from Pseudophryne corroboree (corroboree frog), 2012 nucleotides. Its product is annotated as protein FAM217B-like. The coding region runs from base 724 to 1974 and encodes 416 amino acids. Lineage: Eukaryota; Metazoa; Chordata; Amphibia; Anura; Myobatrachidae. The record is from RefSeq and is a predicted model, not a curated record. The transcript is spliced from 6 exons.
AGCAUUUAUGUUUAAUCCCUGUAAUGAUCCAUGCAUUUAUGUCUUUCUCUAUGCAUGUUCCCUUAAGAUCUUUUGCUUAAAAAGCAUCAACAGCUGCAUAUGCAUCUCUCAAUAUGUUAGAGCUAUUUAAGGCUGCUGUCAACAUUGCACAUGGGAAAUGCUUCAUAAUAUAUUGUCUCAGAAAUACAUGUACAACAGUGUUAGCUUUUUUAUGCUAGCCUGAACCCAUAAUGCUUUGCUUGUAUAAUGAGAGCCCUGUCCCUUUGUGGUUGGAUAGGAGGAGCUAUGUGCUGUAUUUACUCACCUCACAUAGGGAAUUUCACCAGUAACAUCAAAACAAACACUGCAAGGGUGAUUGUAGCCAACGGAAAGGAGAAGAUAAAUAGAGUGUGCAUUCUCAGUGUCAAUCAACCAGAUUGCAGGCUGAUGCUUUUUAUUUGUAUUUAAGGGAUUAAGUUGAUGCAACGUAAUUUUUUUUUUUUUUUGUUCGGCAUGGCAAACCCCUUUAACAAUCCUCUGAUAUGGCAUGAAGUCCCAGAUUUUCACUUUCUAGAAUGAAAAGGAGCAGACGGCAAAGACAUGGUAUGACCUUAUCCUAUAUCUGUAUACUGAAAACUACAUCACUUCCUUCCCAUCUCUAACUGCACCACUGCUCUCCCUGCUUUGAAGAGGAAGUCCUGGUCUGUUAAAUCCACUACGGCUAAACCAGACAGGCAUCAUCCAAUGAAACCUGGGAGAAAAUUGGAGACAUUCAGCCAUGCUCACAAGGACAAACAUUCUUUGCAAACUAGGCGUACACCAGAAGAAAUUGUAUUGCUUGAUGCAAGCCAACCUCAUUACAAACAUUCUGUUAAUGAGAAACUGUACACGGAUAAUCCUAGACAGCUAAAAAGAGUGAAUGUUCGUCAAGCAAAAUAUACUGUGCAGAAAGUGAAGAAGGAGUCAUUAGCAGAGUGUUGUCAGUGUAGCCAACUUCAAAAUGACACCAGCACUUCAAGAACUAAAUUACAAAGCAUUUCCAAAACUGCAGAGACUGACUUGCUGCAACCUGUUUAUUUAAGUGAGCAGCAAGUAUUAGCUGGGAACCUAAGUAGCAGGUCAUCCCAUGAGAAUGUGAAAAACUCUGUAUAUGAAAGAGAAUCUUUGGAUAAACUAUUCCUGGACUUUGAGUCAGUUGGAUUCAGAAAAGAAGAUGAGGACAGUGCCAGUGACCUUUCUGAUUCAGAACGACUACCCAUCCUACCAUCCCCCAUUAUGCCUCCAGAGCUCAAUCUUCGAGCAGAAGAGAUCAAGCCUGGAUAUUUCAGCCAUUAUGUAGAACAUGACUGCAAAAGUUAUGGUUAUCCAGAUUUUCUCCCUCCACCAUACAGCUCCUGGAACCUUGGCAAGGUCUCCAUGUUUGCAAACAAGGAAAAGAAGAAUACACUGCAAUCAACAGCAUCAGGUUUUUUAGAUAAAUAUGUUGAGCGUCUUCUCCAAUUAGAAUGGCUUCAAAUGCUGACUGUGCAAACUGAAAAUGCAAAAACAGCCAAGUCCAGACCGCAAACUGCUCUCGGCAUGAGUCGCAAUGGAAAAUCUCCAAGAAAAAGCACAUCUUGGCACAGUCCAAUGCCCACUAAACAGAUAUCUCAUUCAGAUAAUAUUUCCAAAAGGAUUUCUGAAAAAGCUAAAAAUGAUCACAAACAAUAUCUCCAACAUGAGAGCUCUAGUACAACAUGUGUUCGCAAGAGCAGCCCAAAACCUCUUGGUACAGUGGAGAUACCUGGAGAGAUGAGACAUGUCAGAAAAAAAACAUUAAUGCCACAUUGUAAGCAAGCAAAAGACUUGUCCAUAAUUGGAAUACAGUCAGAUAUACAGAGUGCUGGCAACAUUAGACCUCAGAAGCAAAGCUCUCUGUCCGAAAAGCGCCCCAAAACCAGCAAAAUACCACAGACAAUCUACAGCAGAGCAAAAAGUAUACCGCAAACACAGUGAGACAUUCAACUAUAAAAUAAAACCUAAGUAAUAUAUAA